GUGACAGAGGUGAUGGUUACUUUGCGGCUGGUGAUGUGACAAGGCAAGCCUGCAGCCACUAGCAGUGGUUAGCGAGUUUGUUGACUUUUACAUUUAUUCGUUCUUUCUCAGAAACAGACCGAUUGCCUGAAAAUGGAUAACAGCGGAAAAGAAAAGGAAGCAAAUGCUUUGAUGGCCGAGGCUGAAAAGAAAAUGAAAUCGUCUCAGUCGUUUUUUGGAGCGUUGUUUGGUGGCUCCUCAAAGCUGGAAGAAGCCUGUGACAUGUUGGUGAGGGCAGCCAACAUGUACAAAAUGGCCAAGAAUUGGUGUGGUAAGAUGAUUGUCACAUUUCAACACAACAAAUGUAUUGAAUGCCUCUUUCUUUUUUUCAGUGAUUUUAAAAUGCAACAAUUUAUCUUCUUAAUAGCUGCAGGAAAUGCAUUCUCCCAAGCUGCUCACCUUCACCUGCAGAUGCAGAGCAAACACGAUGCAGCAACCAACUUCAUAGAUGCUGGAAAUGCCUUCAAAAAAGCAGAUCCACAAGAGGCAAUUAACUGCCUAAACCGAGCUAUUGAGAUUUACACGGAUAUGGGGCGUUUCACCAUUGCAGCCAAACACCAUAUCAGCAUUGCUGAAAUAUAUGAAACAGAGCUUGUGGACGUUGACAAGGCCAUUGCUCAUUAUGAACAGGCAGCAGAUUACUACAGAGGUGAAGAAUCCACCAGUUCAGCAAACAAGUGCCUUCUGAAAGUAGCAACCUACGCAGCUCAGCUGGAGCAGUACCAAAAAGCUAUUGAGAUCUACGAACAGGUUGGAACCCAUGCAAUGGACAGUACACUCCUGAAAUACAGUGCCAAGGAUCACUUUUUCAAAGCUGCGCUUUGUCACUUUUGCGUAGACCAUCUUAAUGCAAAACUUGCUGUGCAGAAGUAUGAAGAAAUGUUUCCCGCCUUUUCAGACUCGAGAGAGUGCAAGCUGUUGAAGAAACUUCUAGAUGCCUGGGAAGAGCAGAAUGUGGAUGCCUAUACUGAUGCAGUGAAGGAAUUUGACACCAUUUCUCGGUUGGACCAGUGGCUCACCACCAUGCUUCUCCGUAUCAAGAAAACCAUACAGGAUGAGGAGAGUGACCUUCGCUGACUUGCCUCUCCUGCUAUUCUUUAAGCCCUAAAAAAAAUGACUUGCAUCCUUGUUUUUUUGCCUUGAGCCUCUCACUUCCAUUUAGCAGCAUUGUUAAUUGUUUGACCAUUAGCCCUUGUAUUCACAGAUACCAUUUCUUUCCUGCAGUAUUCUCUCAAAUUCAAUACAGUACUCCAAAAAUGAUGGUCCUUUUAGGUAUGAACACUACCUUUCUGAGUGCAGGCUUCACACAGUAUGUAAGUUGUAUAUUAUUAUGAAUCAGGUAUUGGCCCAGUAAUAGUUCAGCUGUUCAUAAUUGGGCUGCAAUACCAAAAACUCAUACCAGCACUAUUGUAUAAUAAAGGUUUCAUUUUUAUCUUCAUUUCAAUGAGAACAGAUGAGAGGACACAAACUCACUAACACUUCAAGCAACUAUAUACAUCUAUAUAUAUUUCUAAAAUGUGCUUUAGAAUAAACUAACCAAAAUGCCAAUAUUGAUAAAGGCACUCAAAUUUGCUUUGGUGAUUUUGAAUGCAUAUGUGUACUAUUUUGACAAAGGAGGGCGCCUCUAAUUAAACAGUGCUUGAUCUUAGCUGCAGAGGCCAAGAGUGUCUGAGGUUUUUCCAUUGAAUAUAUACCCCCUCUGCCUUAUGAUGCAAAUUUCUCAGGAUUUGGACUUGAUUUGAUGAAGAUUUAUAAAACAUGCUUUUAUAAGCACAAGUAA
This is a messenger RNA of Pelmatolapia mariae (spotted tilapia), 1819 nucleotides long. It is a transcript of the gene napab, whose product is annotated as N-ethylmaleimide-sensitive factor attachment protein, alpha b. NCBI's taxonomy places the organism in Eukaryota, Metazoa, Chordata, Actinopteri, Cichliformes, Cichlidae. Gene Ontology annotation, cellular component: terminal bouton; vacuolar membrane; synaptobrevin 2-SNAP-25-syntaxin-1a complex. The record is from RefSeq and is a predicted model, not a curated record. Gene Ontology annotation, molecular function: soluble NSF attachment protein activity; syntaxin binding. The transcript is spliced from 10 exons. Gene Ontology annotation, biological process: regulation of synaptic vesicle priming; SNARE complex disassembly; synaptic transmission, glutamatergic. Bases 133 to 1116 code for a protein of 327 amino acids.